AUGCUGGUUCAGAAAGUCUGUGGAGAGUCUCAAUUCUCAUCAGUUGCAACCAUAGCAUAUGAUUGGUGCAGACUCUUCUCUGAACUGGAGUUGAAGUUCAACAGUUUCCACUAUCCACUCACAAGGCGUGGAAGGAGAACUCUGCAGCCUUUCCCGUCCUCCAUCCACCUGCCGGGCUUGUCACCUUUUGCAACCAGCCACCCGUACUCCCCCAUGGUCUCCGCCUCCUGCAGGAUCGGUGACCAGCAACUCCGAUGGCUCUAUUCACUGGUCGGGAUGUGCAUCUCCUGGGUCUAUCAUUCGGGGAAAAUGAUGAAAGGAGCUCCUCCGGCCCGGCAGAAUUCCACUUUCCCCUCCGGCGAACCACCGCUUCGAAUGCAUUCAAAAGAGCUCACUGAAACAAGGAUUGAAGCAACCAAUGUUUAUGUGUCACCCAAUUAUGUGACACAGCAGCAAAAGAGCCAGCAUGGUUCUGGUGGGUUUGGGUCGGGUUUCAAGCUAUGGGGAUGGUCACUCUUUUCGAUCAUCCCGUGGGCGAUCGCCUCAAACAUCAAGAUGGAAAGACCAACCACCAUAAACAGGAAGUUGAAGAGGCGGACUCAGUAUGCUCAAGUUGUGGAGGGUGGUGGUGCUGGUGGUAUUAGGGGUAACCCUUUGCGGUUCAGGCCUUAUGUGUCUAAAGUUCCAUGGCAUACUGGCCCUAGAGCCUUCCUCUCUCAGCUGUUCCCUCGUUAUGGACACUACUGUGGGCCAAACUGGUCUAGUGGGAAGGAUCAGGGUUCUCUCCUGUGGGACAAGCGGCCGAUCGAUUGGUUGGAUUACUGCUGCUACUGCCAUGAUAUGGGGUACGACACUCAUGAUCAAGCCGAGCUGUUGAAGGCGGACUUAAAGUUUCUUGAUUGUUUGGAGAGGCCAAAUAUGGUGAACAGAGGUGAUUCUCAUGUUGCACACAUUUACAGAACCAUGUCCAUCGCAGGUCUGAAAAAUAUACUUGUACCGUACAGAACGCACCUCGUGAAGUUACAAUCUGGGGUUCCUCUGAUAAAUUUUGGGUGGCUGAGCAAUGUGAACUUUAGAGGCUGGAAAUUCAGCAGAAUACAAGGUAGCCAGCAGUAGAACCCGAUGUUUUUAUCUCUACUGCGAAUAAGAUGGAGGAGAGAUGAAUGCAGCAAACCCUUUGGCGUUCCACGUUUCAGCAUCUUUUGUAGAGCUUUUAUGUAAAUAAAAUUAGUGUCUAGAUCUUGGUUGCCUGAUGAUCACAUUUGUGGGAGUUGUAUAACGUAUGACCUUAAAAGAAAGCCUGC
This is a messenger RNA of Linum tenue, 1304 nucleotides long. The record is from the annotation of a GenBank genome assembly. Lineage: Eukaryota; Viridiplantae; Streptophyta; Magnoliopsida; Malpighiales; Linaceae.